AUGCGUAAGUUCAGCCUUGAGCUUCUGCUGAGCACCAUCCAGCGGUUCCGCGUCACACAUCUUCUCCUGGCCCCACCGGUAGUUGUGAUGCUAUUGAAAAGCAAUCUCCUAUCCCGCUACGACGUGUCCAGCGUAAGGUCCAUGUUUUGUGGAGCGGCCCCCCUCCAGCCGGAGCUCUCCAAAAGAUUGGAAGAGGUGUUCAGCGGGGGCAAAGCUCGCAGUCGACAGGGAUGGGGAAUGAGCGAGGCCACGAUGGCAGUCACUUUGUUUGCCCCUGACGAAUUCGACCCGUUGCACAAGGGCGUUGGGUAUAUCCUCCCCAACAUGCAGAUGAAGAUCGUCGGUGACGAUGGCCGCGAAGUUGCCUGCAAUGAAGAGGGAGAAGCGCUCAUUCGGGGUCCCAAUGUCUUCAAGGGCUAUUACAAGAAUCCAAGCGCAUCUGUAGAAGCGUGGACCAAAGAUGGGUGGCUGAAAACUGGAGAUAUCGUGUCAAUCCAGGAGAGUGGACUCUUGACUAUUGUGGACCGCAAAAAGGUUCGUGCCCAAGUGUUCCGUGGCUUCUGA
Colletotrichum fioriniae is the source of this 564-nucleotide messenger RNA. RefSeq lists its product as uncharacterized. Gene Ontology annotation, biological process: secondary metabolic process. NCBI's taxonomy places the organism in Eukaryota, Fungi, Ascomycota, Sordariomycetes, Glomerellales, Glomerellaceae. Gene Ontology annotation, molecular function: CoA-ligase activity. The record is from RefSeq and is a predicted model, not a curated record.